UUCAGAUCUUGUAAAAUGUUCGAAACUCGACUAUUUUGUUGCGUAAAUAGGAGCCGCUCAUCCAGCCAUAUUUGCGGCGGAACAACCGGUGGAAGCGUAAUAUUUCGUUCGUCACCGGUGAGCAGUUGCUGCGGUAGCCAAGGGCGUUCUAGUCCAGAAACAAUGGAGCAUGAAAUGUACGGGGCGAAGUUUGAUGCUGCAACUAGUACAUAUAUGAUUUCAUCAUCGAUUAGGAACGGUGCGAUGCCCUUGGCGUAUGGUCCGAUCUGUCUAGGUCAGACACCUGAUGACCUGACUACCUACAUCACCAGAUUCCAGUGGGAUUUAGCCAAGUAUCCAACCAAACAAUCGCUGCGCAAUAUCGCUGACAUAAUUUCAAAGCAGGUUGGUCAAAUUGAUGCUGAUCUGAAAACUAAGUCAGCUGCAUAUAACAACCUGAAAGGAAACCUGCAGAACUUGGAGAAAAAGCAGACAGGAAGUUUGUUGACUCGCAAUUUAGCUGACCUUGUGAAAAGAGAACACUUCAUUUUGGACUCGGAGUACUUGACAACGUUGCUUGUGAUCGUGCCAAAACAAAUGAUUAACGAUUGGAACGUCAACUAUGAAAAAAUCACCGACAUGAUUGUACCACGUUCGUCACAGAUGAUCACCCAGGAUAAUGAUUACGCACUGUGCACGGUGACACUGUUUAAAAAGGUUGUCGAUGAAUUCAAGCUUCAUGCACGCGAGCGGAAAUUCGUGGUGCGUGAAUUUACCUAUAAUGAGGAGGAACUCGCAGCGGGUAAAAAUGAAAUAACGAAACUUGUGACCGACAAGAAAAAACAAUUCGGCCCCUUGGUCAGAUGGUUGAAGGUGAACUUUAGCGAAUGCUUCUGUGCUUGGAUACACGUUAAAGCACUUCGUGUUUUCGUGGAAUCAGUUUUGAGAUACGGGUUGCCAGUUAACUUUCAAGCUAUUCUGAUUCACCCGAACAAGAAAAACACCAAGCGUUUGCGGGACGUACUGAAUCAGCUGUAUGGCCAUUUGGAUGGAUCAGCAGCAUCCUCUGGUGGCAACGCCGAUAAUGUUGAUAUCCCCGGACUUGGGUUUGGACAGUCGGAGUACUAUCCGUACGUUUAUUACAAGUUGAAUAUCGACAUGGUCGAGAACAAGGUCUAACCGGUUUCGCAUGAGUGGAUUGAUUACAUCAAAUAUUCUUCGCCGUCGCUAUCCUGUUCCGUCAUAAUAAUCCGCUCAUUCUUAUCCUUUUGGCUGAAGCAGUACUUGAUAACACAGAUGUUAGAUAAAUCAUAUGGACAUGUAACACACCCUAGUUGUACCAAGAUGCAACUCCAAAUUUCUAUCGACUUUUUGUUGUAAUUUGUUUAACUGUUGAUUAUUUUAAAUAAUAUUGAUUUGUAAGAUAAGUAAAUUGCCGUUUAAUUAUUAGAAAGGGUUUUUCGAGCAUAUAAAACUCAAAGAAACAAGAUGUAGUGAUUGGAACUUUUAGUUUCAAAUGAUAACUGGUUUAAAAGAAUUUGAUUAAAGUACAUACAAGAGCUCAAAGCAUGAAACGGAUUAACUUUGUAACGUUCCUUGUUGGUUGAUUGCAUUAAAACUGUUGCAAAAGUAGUCCGGUUCAGAAUGUAACUUCAUUGUAUUUUUUAUGUGUUGAAAGUAAUAUAUUUUUUAAUUAUCAUAAAAAGACACGAACACGAUGUUGGAAAAAAUAAAUUUAUGCAAUGUUGAACAAUAAAAAUGCAUCCAUGAAUCGUCAUGUGUAUGUGUACUUCAAUGUAGAAAAACAGAACAACCAUUAUAUAAGACAUUCAGAAAAUUAUUUGUGUAAAUAAAAAUAAAUCAUUCCAUAAGCGAAUAUUUUG
Molecule: messenger RNA, 1862 nt
Organism: Culex quinquefasciatus (southern house mosquito)
Lineage: Eukaryota; Metazoa; Arthropoda; Insecta; Diptera; Culicidae
Gene: Vha44
Product: V-type proton ATPase subunit C
Exons: 7
Coding region: 16-1158 (380 amino acids)
Biological process (GO): proton transmembrane transport
Cellular component (GO): lysosomal membrane; vacuolar proton-transporting V-type ATPase, V1 domain
Molecular function (GO): proton-transporting ATPase activity, rotational mechanism
Source: RefSeq, a predicted model, not a curated record